This is a messenger RNA of Columba livia (rock pigeon), 4253 nucleotides long. RefSeq names its product RNA binding motif protein 26 (gene RBM26). Gene Ontology annotation, cellular component: nucleus. The transcript is spliced from 22 exons. Gene Ontology annotation, molecular function: metal ion binding; RNA binding. The record is from RefSeq and is a predicted model, not a curated record. Lineage: Eukaryota; Metazoa; Chordata; Aves; Columbiformes; Columbidae. Bases 404 to 3490 code for a protein of 1028 amino acids. Gene Ontology annotation, biological process: mRNA processing.
GCUCGCUCCGUCUGGCUCUGCGGCUGAGGAGAGAAGCACGGCGGGCGGGUUGGGCGGCGUGUUUGGGAGCUGCGCUCUGGGCCCGCCGGCCGCGCUGCUCUCCGCCUGAGGCGGGGGGGAGAGGGGAGAACUGCGGAGCAGCUGGACCGCACUCCACCGGGCGAGGAGCGGCGAGAGCGGGGCCCGCAGGGAGCAGCCGCCGCUCGGCUGGUUCCGCCCCCUUCGUGGCGCUUGGGCCUCCGGCCCCUGCCAAGCGGCUUCUGCCGAACCGGGAGGCGGCCUCGGCGCGUGAGGGGAGGCGCGUCGGGAGCGGGGGUCCCGGCCGGCGGGGCGCUGCGGACCCCGCCGGCGCUGUUGGUGCGGCUGCUGCUGCCGGGGAGGCGGGGGGCCCGGGCCGCUCUGGAUGGUGGUUAAAAUGAUCAUAGAAAACUUCGAGGCGCUGAAAUCCUGGCUCAGCAAAACCUUGGAGCCCAUAUGUGAUGCAGAUCCAUCUGCCCUAGCUAAAUAUGUUCUGGCUUUGGUAAAGAAGGAUAAAAGUGAAAAGGAACUGAAGGCAUUGUGUGUUGAUCAGCUGGAUGUAUUUCUUCAGAAAGAAACUCAGAUAUUCGUGGAAAAACUGUUUGACGCUGUGAAUACAAAAAGCUAUCUACCUCCACCAGAACAGCCAUCAUCAGGAAGCCUGAAAGUAGAAUUUUUUCAGCACCAAGAAAAAGAGACAAAAAAAGAAGAGAUAGUUAAAGAGGAAGAACGAGAGAAAAAGUUUUCUAGAAGAUUAAAUCACAGUCCUCCUCAGUCUAGUUCUCGCUACAGAGAUACCAGAAGCCGUGAUGAAAGGAAAAAAGAUGAACGUUCUCGAAAGAGAGAUUAUGACCGAAAUCCUCCCAGAAGAGAUUCCUACAGGGAUCGAUACAACAGAAGAAGAGGGAGGAGUCGGAGCUACAGCAGGAGUCGAAGUAGAAGUUGGAGCAAAGAAAGAUUGCGGGAUCGAGAUCGAGACCGGAGCAGAAGCCGGAGCAGAACACGAAGCAGAGGUACCAACAGUUGGUCUCUGAAACACGAUAGGGAUCUGGUAAAGCCAAAAUACGAUAUGGAUAGACCAGAUCCAUUAGAGAACAAUUAUACUCCAGUUUCUUCUGUGACAAGUAUUUCAUCCGGCCACUACCCUGUCCCUACACUGAGCAGCACUAUUACUGUUAUUGCUCCUGCUCAUCAUGGAAAUAACACUACUGAAAGCUGGUCGGAGUUUCAUGAAGAGCAGCUGGACCACAACUCCUAUGGAAGACCUCCGCUGCCAAAGAAACGCUGUAGAGAUUAUGAUGAAAAGGGUUUCUGUAUGAGAGGAGACAUGUGCCCUUUUGAUCAUGGAAGUGAUCCAGUAGUGGUAGAAGAUGUGAAUCUUCCUGGCAUUCUGCCUUUUCCAGCACAACCUCCUGUUGUUGAAGGACCACCUCCUCCUGGACUUCCUCCUCCUCCACCCAUUCUGAGUCCUCCUCCUGUUAACCUUAGACCUCCAGUGCCACCACCAGGCCCCUUGCCACCUAGCCUUCCACCUGUAACAGGACCACCACCUCCACUUCCCCCAUUGCAGCCUGCUGGCAUGGAUGCUCCCCCAAACUCAGCAACUAGCUCAGUUCCCGCUGUUGUUACAACGGGUAUUCAUCACCAGCCGCCUCCUGCUCCACCCUCUCUUUUUACAGCAGGUGUAGUACUGAGGCUUUGCCCACAAGAAACGUAUGACACAGAUGGCUAUAAUCCAGAAGCUCCAAGUAUAACAAAUACAUCAAGACCUAUGUAUAGACAUAGAGUACAUGCCCAAAGACCAAAUUUGAUAGGACUCACGUCGGGUGAUAUGGAUCUACCACCCAGAGAAAAACCUCCCAAUAAAAGUAGUAUGAGAAUAGUGGUAGAUGCUGAAUCCAGGAAAAGAACAAUUGGUGCAGGGGAUGGUGGAGUUCCUACAAAGAAGACUUGGUUUGACAAGCAAAAUUUUAACAGAACAAAUAGUCCAGGUUUCCAGAAGAAGGUGCAGUUUGGAAAUGAAAAUACAAAACUUGAAUUGAGGAAAGUUCCCCCAGAACUAAAUAAUAUCAGCAAACUUAAUGAGCACUUCAGUAAGUUUGGAAACUUAGUCAACUUGCAGGUUGCAUACCAAGGUGAUCCAGAAGGUGCCCUUAUUCAGUUUGCCACACACGAGGAAGCAAAGAAAGCUAUAUCUAGUACAGAAGCAGUACUAAAUAAUCGUUUUAUUAAAGUUUAUUGGCAUCGAGAAGGCAGUACACCGCAAAUCCAAACUACUACACAGAAGGUAAUACAACCCUUAGUUCAGCAGCCGAGUUUACCAGUGGUGAAACAAUCAGUCAAGGAGCGAUUAGGUCCAGUACCUGCAAGUAAUAUUGAACCUGCAGAAGCACAGAGUGCCAAUACAGAAGUCACUCAGAAUGUGACUAAAUUAUCUGUGAAGGAUAGACUGGGUUUUGUGUCAAAACCGGUUACUCCAACAACUGAAAAGGUUUUAUCCACUUCUACUGGCUUGACAAAAACUGUGUACAACCCUGCUGCUUUGAAGGCAGCACAGAAAUCUUUGCCUGUUGUUUCCACUUCCGUGCUAGACUCUAAUGAAGCACAGAAGAAAAAACAGGAAGCAUUACGACUUCAACAAGAUGUGAGAAAAAAGAAGCAGGAAAUCUUAGAGAAGCACAUUGAAACACAAAAGAUGCUGAUUUCAAAGCUGGAGAAGAAUAAAGCCAUGAAGUCAGAAGACAAAGCGGAAAUCAUGAAAACGCUGGAAAUUUUGACUAAUAGCAUUACCAAGUUAAAGGAUGAAUUAAAAGGUGUAUCACCGGGAGGAGGGGCUCCUUUAAAAAGCAUGAAAACUAAGACUCAGAUGCAGAAAGAGUUACUAGAUACUGAACUGGAUUUAUACAAGAAGAUGCAAGCUGGGGAGGAAGUUACAGAAUUAAGACGAAAAUAUACAGAGCUACAGCUGGAAGCUGCCAAACGAGGGAUUCUUUCUUCAGUUCGUGGUAGAGGGGUUCAUGCAAGAGGUCGGGGUGCAUCACGUAGCAGAGGUAGAGGAAUACGAGGCCGGGGUAGAGGCAGAGGAGUUCCUGUGCAUGCAGUUGUGGAUCAUCGACCUAGGGCAUUAGAAAUCUCUGCAUUUACAGAAAGUGAUAGAGAAGAUCUUCUUCCUCAUUUUGCGCAAUAUGGUGAAAUUGAAGAUUGCCAGAUAGAUGACUCUUCUCUCCAUGCAGUGAUUACCUUUAAGACAAGAGCAGAAGCUGAAGCUGCUGCAAUUCAUGGAUCUCGUUUUAAAGGACAAGAGUUAAAGUUGGCAUGGAACAAACCUGUUGCUAGUAUGUCAGCUGCUGAAACAGAAGAAGCUGAACCUGAUGAAGAAGAAUUUCAGGAGGAAUCUUUGGUGGAUGACUCGUUGCUUCAGGAUGAUGAUGAAGAGGAGGAAGAUAAUGAAUCUCGUUCUUGGAGAAGAUGAUUCAACCAACUGAUCAGUGACAGUGCUAGAACUGCACUUGUGUUGCAUUAGUAUUACCUAAUGUACUUCUGCAUCUUUGUAUUUGUUUCGUGAUGAAGUUGGAUUCGGAUAUAGACUAAAAAGCAGCUGGUCGGUUAUACAUUUUGAGAGAUUGAUGUUUGAGUUACAUUUCAGUAAAUGAUUGCUAAAGACAUCAUACUAGGAACAUAUGCAAUGUUUUUAUUACAUAGUUCUACAGAAAGUUACAGAAUUCUUUGGGUUCUUUGUAAUUUACCGAAUUGGUCAAACACAAAUGACCAAAAGUUGUUAUAACAUAGAUAAUUUUUGUUCUAUUCCAGAUACGGAAUGAAAAUUUGCAUUUAAAAUCUUUGUGAAUGUUUUCUGAAAUGAAUAGAUAACAGUACUAAACUGAAGUCUCUAAAGUUAUGUAUUCAAAAUAUUGCAUAGUAGUAUGCUUAGGCUUUACUAUGUACUAGCCUUUUGUUGGAUUUGUGUACGUAUUUUACCUAUGGGUUUUAAUGAUAAAGUGUAUGACUGCUUUGCAUAUAAGUCCUUAUGACUUUAAGAUGUUAAAAAAUAAAGAAAUGGAAUGGUCUUCAAAAAAAAAAAAAAGAAAAAAAAAGGAAAAAAAAAAAAAGCAAUAACCAAAUGGCAAAGGCAAUGGUCCUUUGCAAUGGAAAAAAAAAAAAAGAGAGAAAAAAAAAAAAAGAAAAAAAAAAAAAAAAAAGAAAAAAAGACCGUUCCAAAUGGCAAACCCCACCCC